Messenger RNA from Sardina pilchardus (European sardine), 1434 nucleotides. Its product is annotated as RNA binding protein fox-1 homolog 3-like. Gene Ontology annotation, biological process: regulation of alternative mRNA splicing, via spliceosome; nervous system development. Gene Ontology annotation, molecular function: mRNA binding. Gene Ontology annotation, cellular component: cytoplasm; nucleus. The coding region runs from base 243 to 1316 and encodes 357 amino acids. The transcript has 12 exons. NCBI's taxonomy places the organism in Eukaryota, Metazoa, Chordata, Actinopteri, Clupeiformes, Clupeidae. The record is from RefSeq and is a predicted model, not a curated record.
GAGAGAAGAGAGAGAGAGAGAAAAAACAAAAGGGAAAGAAGGAAAGAGUCCAAGAAAGAGUGAAAGAGACUGAGAGAAGCGCGUGAACAGAGAGAAGAGUGAGACAGAGAGAAGUGGCUGUGGAGGAGAGAGAGGGACAGAGAGUCGCGUGAGUGUGUGUUCCACGCGUGAGGAGUGUGUGUGUUCCAUGCGUAAGACGUCGCGCGAGUGUGUGUUCCACGCGUGAGGAGUGUGUGUGUUCCAUGCGUAAGACGCCACGCUCACACAUGCUGUGUUCCAUGGCCAACUCGGGCUGUGUGCUGCUGUCGGGAGCCGGGAUGCUCUCACACACUCUCCAGUGCCCCCCCGCCUUCCUCUACCUCCCCGAGGGUAACCAGGAGGCCUCCGCCCCGAGCGAGGCCAUGGCGCAGGCGUUCGCCCCCCAGUACCCGCCCCCACCCCCCCAGAGCGCCCUGACGGGGGACUACGCCCCCCCCACCCCUGACUUCAGCGGGCCCAGCGCCGUCCCAGAACACACCACCCUCACCAUCUACACACACACACCGGCCAGCCACGGGGACAACAGCACAGACGCCAACACACCCAGCAACACCUUACCAGCAGAGGAGGUGGCACAGACAGAAGGUUCCCAGCAGCUGCAGUCGGACUCGUCGGAGAAGCAGCAGCCCAAACGCCUGCACGUGUCGAACAUCCCCUUCCGCUUCAGAGACCCCGACCUGCGCCAGAUGUUCGGGCAAUUUGGGAAGAUUUUAGACGUGGAGAUAAUUUUUAACGAGCGUGGCUCCAAGGGCUUUGGCUUUGUAACUUUUGAAAUGAGCGCAGACGCAGACCGAGCGAGGGAGAAACUAAACGGUACAAUCGUAGAGGGACGCAAAAUCGAGGUCAACAAUGCAACAGCAAGAGUAAUGACGAACAAGAAAGUUGCUAACCCCUAUACAAAUGGCUGGAAGUUGAAUCCGGUGGUGGGAGCUGUCUAUGGUCCUGAAUUUUAUGCAGUGACGGGGUUUCCCUACCCCAGCGCAGGGGCGGCGGUGGCAUACCGAGGGGCUCACCUGCGGGGGAGGGGCCGAGCCGUCUACAACACAUUCCGUGCAGCACCCCCUCCCCCUCCCAUCCCCUCUUACGGAGCUGUUGUCUACCAGGACGGCUUCUAUGGCGCAGAAAUCUACGGAGGCUAUGCAGCAUACAGAUAUGCCCAACCAGCUGCAACAGCCGCAGCAGCCUACAGUGACAGCUAUGGACGUGUCUAUGCAACGGCGGACCCCUACCACCACACGCUGGGUCCUGCCGCCCCCUACAGCGUGGGCACCAUGUAAGCAACAGAGAGGAAGGGGAUGACGGUGGGGCAUCAGCUCUAAGAUGGCAACAGGAGGAUGGAUGGAAACCUGAAGACAAAAAAACAUCAAAGAAAAAAGAUGAAAAACAAAAACAACA